AUGGGCCCUAGAAAACAGGCCACCAGGCGAUCCACGAGAUCACAAAUAAAGAAAUCCGAGCCUGUCGUUGAGGAAGAGGAACAAGUUAUUUCAGGACCUACUACCUCUGAAGGCCUGCUACAAUCGAUCGGCAUAACUCAAUAUGUUUUUGAGCUUAUUGAUAAACAGGCCUCGAUAGCAGACUGGAUCCAGUGGUUUGUUCUGGUUUUUGUUGCGAACGUGAUAUACGUCUUGUUCAACGACAAAUCGAAGGGCGACUCGUUCAAUGUACAAUAUUUGUACGACUCUAUCUUCACAUUGCUGUGUGUUGUUUGUCAGGUGGCCGUCGUCUUCCAUCAUCUUUGGAAAAAAUAUAAAGUGACCGGCCAAAACGCUCCACAACUGCCGGAACUGGAACUCAUCUACGCUGUCUUCAUUCCACUUGCCAUCGCGCUCAUGCGAAGCCCAAGGAAUCUGGUCCUCGUUGCAGGCUCUGUAGCGCUGGUGUCUGAUUUGCAGGAGCUCGUGAAAAUUGGAGUCUCUGUGCUCUUGGAAAUUCAGCUGCUCACAUCACAUGAAAGUAUCGAGUCUUUGCCCUUCGUUUUUGUUCUUGCUGGUCCAGUGUGGCAUGUGACCGUUACGUCCCUGCUGAAGUAUGUGGCUCCGAACUCGUUCUCCAAAAGCGAAAGAAACAUUUUGGGAACUCUUGCCGUUGCUCUGGUUCUGUUCAUCAACACGCAGUCUUUGGUACACCUCCAAAUUCUCCAGAAACUUAUGGUUUCAUUUUCUGCGGCCACAGGGGUCUGCUACACAAUCUACCUGGUGUACGAAAACACCGACCGGAAUUGGGCCGUUCUUGCAAUUUUGCAGGCAGCAUUCUAUGGCAUAGGGGUUCAUCUUUCCAUUUACUUUCUGAUACCGGUACUUAAGGAGCAUCCUUUCUUGUGGCUGCAAAAUUACAUCCAGGAAACAGAAUCCCGAUGGUUCAUCUUCCAACUCUGGCUUUGUGGACUUUUCAUCGUUCUGCCUUCUCUGUUCAUCAUUGCGCCGGUGUUUCCAUUGGAUGUGCGUCGUAAAGUGUGGCAUUUCAUUUUGUUUGCAGCUUUGUCGUACCCGCUACUCGUUGAUCCUCAGAUAGUCGCUCUGGCACUGAUCGGACUAUUUGGCCUGUUGCUGCUGGUGGAACUGCAAAGAGCUUUGCGAAUCCCGCCAUUCGGCAACUUUUUCCAACAGAAGUUUACUGAUUUCCUAGACGAAAAGGACAUAAAGGGUGAGAUCGUCUCGUCAUACCUAUUUCUGGUGCUGGGCGUUGCACUGCCGAUAUGGCUUGACCCCGAGGCUCCGGAGGCAAUUGCAGGUUUGGUCACUGUCGGUCUCGGCGACUCGUUUGCAUCUCUUCUGGGCAAGCGGAUAGGAGCCAAUUGCUGGCCAGGAACGAAGAAAACGGUCGAAGGAUCCGUCGCGUUUGUGACAGCUACUGCAGGUGGCUUGGCUCUGUUCAAGCUGUUAGGCCAGAACGAUUUCUCCUAUUCUAACAUUUUAUGCACAGCAAUGCUUUCUGCAAUGGUGGAGGGAUGCACUACAAUGAACGAUAACCUACUGGUGCCAAUAUUCACCUAUCUGUGUUUGACUGUCUUCAAGUACUUCUAG
Ogataea parapolymorpha DL-1 is the source of this 1629-nucleotide messenger RNA. Its product is annotated as dolichol kinase. Lineage: Eukaryota; Fungi; Ascomycota; Pichiomycetes; Pichiales; Pichiaceae. Bases 1 to 1629 code for a protein of 542 amino acids. Gene Ontology annotation, biological process: dolichyl monophosphate biosynthetic process. The record is from RefSeq and is a predicted model, not a curated record. Gene Ontology annotation, molecular function: dolichol kinase activity. The transcript has a single exon. Gene Ontology annotation, cellular component: endoplasmic reticulum membrane.